Molecule: messenger RNA, 2425 nt
Organism: Porites evermanni
Lineage: Eukaryota; Metazoa; Cnidaria; Anthozoa; Scleractinia; Poritidae
Source: the annotation of a GenBank genome assembly
AUGUUCAUAACAGUGAAGUACGGAGGUAAGGUUUGCAUUUUGUCUUGAGUCUUGUGUUAUGAAUUGUUAUUGACUACGCCAGUUAGAAACGCAAGUAAAGUUAUUUCUCGUCGACAACUGCGUUUUUGAGUAUAGUCGUAGUUUGAUGCCUGGUAACGAUAAAUAGGUUGGUUUCCUUGUCGGUUGUACAGAGAGAGGUCUUGAGAUUGCGGGACGUUCCCGCGUUAUUUCUGUGAACUAUUUGAGCAUGCAUUCAAUAUAUUGUCGUAAAGACAGUCGAAAUUCCUUUACUAAUUAAGCGGAAUGGCGGAUUCGAAGCUUAAUAAUCGGAUAAGUUAAUCAACGUACUACGAUUGAUUAACCGGAAUAAACUUCAAUUUAGGAAGCAUUUUGAAACCGGAUCUCUUACGGGGACCCUGAGACACCCACAACUUGAAGGUUUCCUAACUUCAAGUGAUAACUUCAAGUGAUACAACUGGAGCAGAUGGCCUAUACAGCAUUGUCUAUAUAGUGUCGGUGGCUGUACAUGUAUUUAUGGAUUAACAACAGUUUUAUGCGACUUUCCCACAAAAAUAAACUAUACCCUUUAGACAAUUCGAUGGCAGUAAGAGUUGGUCUUACUCCUCGGCGACUAGAUGGCAAGGUACUCGUAGGAUCUGUAUGUGGAUGAGAAUUACAUUCUUAGGUUGAUCGAUACAUUUUCUUACUGUUUAUUGUUUACUUAAUCUAGAUCACGAAGAGGCCCUUUUCAAUCCUAAUUGCCGCAUUCUUCAUUUGUUAGAAGACAUUAGAAGGCGAUGCAACUGUCCAGAAAACGGUUUGUUUUCUCAUUAUUGGUUAGCGUACGCGAAGAGAGUUCGAGUCUGAACAGUUUUUUUUCAACUUAGCGUGCGUCAACUUCUUUAUAAUGGUGUUUUUACAAUAGUUUUCCUUCCAUUUUUUUUUCUUUGUAUAGCUGUUAUCGACUUGUCGGAUCUGCGAGGCGCGGUCAAAAAUCUCACUGAUCACCAGUCUUCCAACGCCAGUGAAUUCCUCAACGAAAGGGAAACAUUUAUACUGGUGCGAGUUGAAAGUAAGACAUGUAUUUUCGAAUUUGAUCUAGAAAAUGUUUACAUUUCUUGAGUGAUUAUUCAGUAAGAUUACUAUAAUCUUGAGGAAACUGUGUUCAUUAGCUUUAUCAUUUUGAAUAGUGCAUCUUUUUUACUCGUUCCUGAUAUUUUUUUUUAGCCAAAUGUUAGUACUGACCAGUCAACAAAGUUUAUGUCAGCAGUAGUAUUAUAUUCAUACAAAAAGCAAAGGCAAAGAAUGAUAGAUAAUAAUGAUAGAAUUUAGCGAAAUAGUAUGGAACCGUUUUUUCGAGAGGUUUGAGGUAGUUGUUAUAAUAGUUAAUAUCUAUCCCAGAUUUUACUUAAAAUGCAGGGGCGGAUCUAGGUUUUUUUAGGAGGGGGUGUAUUCGUCUCUUGCUCUUCUUCAACACCAAUAAACCACAUAGUUUUUUUUUGCAGAAAACCAGUUUUAUUAGAAAACCGCAGGUCAUCUCGGGGGGGGGGGGGCGCACCCCUGCACCCUCCCCCUAGAUCCGCCCCUGAAAUGAUUAUUACUGCCCCCCUUCUUUUUCCAGAAAACCCAACAGAAGGGCGCGACUUUCCAUUGUACACACCUCUCCUAGAUGAUGAGGAUGUACUGACAACAGAUUUCUUAGGUGAGCAAAAGCAAAUCUUUGAUGACGUCAAUGCUUUUUGGUUGUUGUUGUAAUUUAGCAACUUUUAUUAAUUCUUCACACUUAAAUAAUGAAUACAAAAACUAAAAAUUACUUAAAACCGCCACAGAGCCGCAAAACACAAAAUAUCCAAACAUAGUGACGUCAUUGUUGACAUUUAGUUUCUUGAGCGUGCAAAUUUCUUGGAAAAGCGAAAUAGCUAACUAAAAUUGACACUAAACGAGUUGAAAGCAAGGGCUUGUUAAACAUCGUAGCCUGUGCAAUCUUUAGCCCUUUGCAUGUAAUAGUUAAAGAAAUCACCUGGCAAAUGAGCCCAUACCCUCUUAAAAUUAAAUGAUUCAAAAUUUUAAAUAAGGUUUCGAGAGAGCAUUAUGUUAUCUCAGUAUAAGUGGCUGCAAAAGCGAUAGCAUUAAACAGUUCAGAUUUACCGCUUAUUGUUUAUCUUUUACAGUAGUCACAGGCAAUAUCCACUUGUUUUGGAACAACUGUUUUGUAUUUAUUACAGAAAGUUUACGACGGACGCCCACAGACACAUUGGAAAUAAGCGGCAGAACCUCUCGUGGCAUGCGUCGAAGUAGCAUGAAACCAGGUGUCAAGCAUAAAAUGUCUGCGAAUUCCGAAAAACUCAGUCCAACGGGAAAUAAUAACAAUGGAAAUAAACUUCCGGCGAGUAGACGAAAAUCAAGCUCUAAUCGGAGGAGUUAG